This is a messenger RNA of Amblyraja radiata (thorny skate), 2052 nucleotides long. RefSeq names its product interferon-induced GTP-binding protein Mx3-like. The coding region runs from base 155 to 1987 and encodes 610 amino acids. Lineage: Eukaryota; Metazoa; Chordata; Chondrichthyes; Rajiformes; Rajidae. Gene Ontology annotation, cellular component: plasma membrane; cytoplasm; microtubule. Gene Ontology annotation, molecular function: GTP binding; GTPase activity; microtubule binding. Gene Ontology annotation, biological process: receptor internalization; defense response to virus; synaptic vesicle budding from presynaptic endocytic zone membrane. The record is from RefSeq and is a predicted model, not a curated record. The transcript is spliced from 14 exons.
UUUAGUUUCGGUUUCCUGCUCCGUUAUUCGGCGCAAAAUUCAUUGGCUCAUUCUCGUUUUGAAAGAGACCCGCAAGGGUAUUUAAGAACGUGUUGGGUCCCGAGCGCUUUAAAAAUAUAUAAAAGUGUCCGUUUGGCUUGACCACAUACAGGCAAUGGAUGCCCCAUUGUCCAUUCAUUACGAGCAGGAGGUACGACCAUGCAUUGAUCUCAUUGAUUCUCUGAGAGGAUUUGGCGUGGAUAAGGAUCUCGGACUUCCAGCCAUUGCAGUGUUGGGUGACCAGAGCUCUGGGAAGAGCUCAGUGUUGGAGGCGCUCUCAGGAGUGGCCUUUCCCAGAGGGAGUGGAAUUGUAACAAGAUGCCCACUUGAAUUGAAGUUAAGAAAUAUCAAAAAAGCAAAUGUUUGGCAGGGGAAAAUCAGCUACAGGGGUUAUUCGAACAAACUCAGUAGUGCAGCUGAGGUGGAACAAGAAAUUCUCAAAGCCCAGGACAGUAUUGCAGGGCUGGGAGUGGGAAUCAGCCACGAACUAAUCAGCCUCGAAGUUGAAUCCUCCAAAGUCCCAGACCUGACUCUGAUAGACCUGCCGGGUAUCGCCCGAGUCGCCGUUGGUAACCAGCCCCAAGAUAUCGGAGACCAGAUUAAGAGACUCAUUAAAUCGUUUAUUCUGAAACAAGAGACAAUUAACCUUGUGGUUGUGCCUUGUAACGUCGACAUAGCAACCACAGAAGCACUGAAAAUGGCCCAAGAAGUGGACCCUUCUGGAGACAGAACUUUGGGUAUUUUGACCAAACCUGACCUGGUGGACAAAGGAACAGAGAAGAACGUAGUUGACAUUGUGAAGAACCUGACAGUAGAGCUGGCGAAGGGAUACAUGAUCGUUAAGUGUCGUGGCCAGAACGACAUCAAUGAAAAUAUAUCACUGGUGGAUGCAAUCGCCAAGGAAAAGGCAUUUUUUGAAGACCACGAACAAUUUGGACCACUUUUGGAGGACGGAAAGGCAGGCAUCUCAAAUUUGGCCAUUCGGCUUACAAAGGAACUUGUCAACCACAUUAAUAAAUCAUUGCCUCACUUGCGAAAUGAAAUAGAAACCAAGCUGAACCAGUCGUUGCAAACCCUCAAGAAGUACAGCCACGCAGUCCCCGCUUCUUACUCCGAGCAAAUAACAUUCUUAAUCGAGAAAAUCAACAACUUCUGCAGCCACAUUAAAAAUCUGACCAUGGGGGAGGAACCUCAGGACAAGGUAGAUGGCGUGAGGUACAUCACCAUAGUACGAAAUGAGUUUUGUGAAUGGAACACAUUCCUGAACGACUGUGUAUCAAAAUUCCAAACUCACAUGAAAAAUGUAGUUCUCGAAUAUGAAAACUCAUACCGUGGAAGAGAGCUGCCGGGGUUUGUCAACUACAAUACCUUUGAAUCCUUCAUUAAGGAAGAGGUCUCUACACUGGAAGAUCCAGCUAUUACGAAACUGAAGACAAUCACAGAUAUCACAAGGGAUAUUUUUAUGGUCGUUGCCGAGCAACAUUUCAGUGCCUUUAGUAACCUGUUCAAAGCUGCCAAGGUCAUAAUCGCAAAUAUGAGCAAGAAGCAAGAAACGGAAGCAGAGAAGCUGCUGCAGGCCCAGAUUAAGGUUGAGAGUGUGGUGUAUUCUCAAGACAGUCUCUACAGUGAAAGCCUUUCUAAAGCAAAACCCAAUUCGCCACAACCUCUUGCAAAUGCCAGCAUCCAAGAAAUGUCGUAUCAUCUCCAAGCAUAUUACAAGAUUGUCUCUCAUCGACUGGCUGACCAGAUCCCCAUGGUCAUACGCUACUACAUUUUAAACGAAUUUGCUGACAAACUCCGGAUAGAGAUGCUUCAACUCAUCCAAGACAAGGAUCGCAUCAAUGUUUAUCUAAUGGAAGAUGAAGACACACAGAGGAAGAGAGAUGACCUCAAAUGCAAAAUAGACCGAUUGAGAAAAGCCCAGAAGACAUUGCUUAUAUUUGGUUAAAUGAGCAUUGAACGAAGGUCCUUGAAUACAUAGAAACAGAGAAAAUAGGUGCAGGAGUAGGCCAU